CGUGCGUACGCAGGCAACGUCUGCUCCCGCGGACUUCCAAACGUUAUGGCGCCCAUGUUGGAGCGGUUUGCGAGCCCAGGCAAAGGUAAUUGCUUGCGGGCGACGACUACAAUCAAAAGCGGAAAGUUGCUUUUCUCUGCCGAUCCACUGGCGAGCUGUGUGUCGACAAAAGUGGCCAAAGAUGUGUGCCAUCGCUGCUUCGCGAGGCAUGAGACCCUGUUGCGAUGUUCCCAGUGCAAGAUGGCUCGUUACUGCAACAUCACCUGCCAGAAACAAGCAUGGUCCGACCAUAAGAGGGAGUGCAAAUGUCUGCAGAGCAUCCUUCCCAGGAUUCCGACCGACUCCGUCCGACUGGCUGCAAGAAUAAUUUUUGCUUUGAUGAAUCCAUCAAAGAGCGGGAGUGAGGAGCUCUACUCUUUGAACGAACAUGAAUCACACCUGAGCUCUAUGUCUGAGCAGAAGAAACGAGGCCUAUCUCAGCUGGCAUCCAUGCUCGAAAUCUACCUACAACAGGAAGUGCCUGAACUGGCUCUGGAAAUGACGUCGGCCCUGCCACAGUCCUGCGGACGGCCCCUUGACCUGAUUGCAAAGGUGACAUGUAAUUGUUUCACUAUAAGUGACGGGGAGCUGCAAGAGAUUGGAGUUGGGCUGUAUCCCAGUUUAUCGCUGCUAAACCAUGACUGCAGGCCAAAUUGUGUGAUGGCGUUUGAAGGAACAAAGCUCCACCUGAGAGCUGUUCGGGAUAUCAAACCUACAGAGGAGCUAACAAUUAGCUACAUAGAGACACUGUCAUUGACGGAAGAACGCCAGAAACAGCUGGAGGACCAGUACCAUUUCACAUGCCGCUGCCAGAAAUGCGACUCCCAAUACACAGACACACUCAUGCAGUCUGGUGAGCGGGCAACGUGGCAGAAGUUGAUGGAAGCUUUACCGAAAUUAGAAGAAUUGCAGGCAGCCUCAGAGUGGCAAACGCUUCGAGAGAGUUGCGCCCGUCUGUUGUCAACUGAGGGUGCUGAUGUGCCCGAUGAAAACCUGUACAAGCUCCGACUGACCAAUAUGGCUCUGGAUGCUGCCGUUCACCUCGGUCAUUGGGAGGAAGCCACAACACUUGGGGAGAGGACUCUUCCAAUUUACAGACGGUACUACCCCGAUCCCCAUCCCGUCCAUGGAGUCCAGCUGAUGAGAGUUGCCAAGCUGCAACAUUAUUUGGAGCGCAUUCAAGAUGCUCUGAACACCUUCAAACAGGCUUUUGAAAUCCUCAAGAUCACCCAUGGUAUUGAUCACCCCUUGGUGGCUGAUUUGUUGGUCAAGAUGGAAGAGUGUCGCUUUGAGAUCGAUCAAUAAUUAAACUUGAUUAUACAGUAUAAUGUAGCAUUCAAGUCGGCUGUAAUAUGUCCACCCCCCCCCCUUUUUUUUAUUAACCCUUUCAGGGACAGUGGUUACUCACGUGGACAGCUAUUCACAUUUUGUGUCUCUCAUAUUUAUUACUCUUAAUGUCACAGUUGUGCAUCAACCACUACUAUGGACCCUGAUGGGCAUUGCCAUCCACUGCACUUAUUUUUUUUUCCUCCGUGCCUAAAGACUAAUAAAAACAUUUAAGAACAAAAA
Messenger RNA from Hippocampus zosterae (dwarf seahorse), 1608 nucleotides. RefSeq names its product SET and MYND domain containing 3 (gene smyd3). Bases 46 to 1344 code for a protein of 432 amino acids. The transcript has 12 exons. Gene Ontology annotation, cellular component: nucleus. The record is from RefSeq and is a predicted model, not a curated record. NCBI's taxonomy places the organism in Eukaryota, Metazoa, Chordata, Actinopteri, Syngnathiformes, Syngnathidae. Gene Ontology annotation, molecular function: protein binding.